Messenger RNA from Scutellospora calospora, 2433 nucleotides. The record is from the annotation of a GenBank genome assembly. Lineage: Eukaryota; Fungi; Glomeromycota; Glomeromycetes; Diversisporales; Gigasporaceae.
AUGAAUGCUAUAAUCGUUUUAAUUUAUGUUCUUAUAUUUAGAAAUGUAGUCCAAAGUGAAUAUAGAUCUUUGAAUGGAUCAAAUAACUAUAAGAAUAACGAUCAGAAUAAUCUAGGAUUGGCAAAUUCGGCAUUUGUGCGUCAACAAGUGCCUAAAACCUUUUAUCAAGAUAAUCUUGGUAUUAUGAUAUCUACUCCAGGGAAUUACACUACACUCACAGCAGGUGUACGUUGUACAGAUCAAUUACCAGCUGGUAGCUUUCCAUUGCCUAGAUGUGUUAGUAAUCUUCUUCAUUCGUAUCAAUUACAAGCGAAUGAUGUUUUCAAUUUGACAUACUUGCAACAAUUUAAAUCUAAAAGAAGUAUUUCUCAUAUAGUCAGUGCUGGUCCAGAUAAUGGUCAAAGUUAUCCACAAGGGAUCUAUAUUCCUACAGAUGAUAGCACAUAUCAAUCUAAAUAUAUAGUUGGUCCAAAUAUUACAAUGAAUCAAGUAAGAUAUUCUGGACAUGCUGGAGUUGACGAGGGUACUCCUUUUCUUGACGCAUCUCAUAUCUACGGAGUAACAGAUGCUGAUAGUUCAUUGGUUCGUGAUACUGGUAAUAGAGGAAAAAUGAGACUCAUAACAUCAGAUCAAACGGAUGAUAGUAAAUUAGGGUACCCACCUAAGGAUGCAAAUGGCGAAUACAUUUUUGGGUACACUUCGCCUAGAGGCAGAAACGUUUUUACAGAUCUAUUCUACGUUAUUUUUUUACGUGAACAUAAUAGACUAUGUAAUGAAUUAUAUUCGCUUCAUGGUGACAGUUGGAGUGAUGAAACUUAUUUUCAAGAAGCAAGAAGAUGGGUUAUCGCGCUUAUUCAAAAGAUAACUUCUUACGAAUAUGUCGGAAUCCUUCUAGGAACCCCUUUACCAGUUUACAAAGGUUAUGACUCGAGUAAACAACCAGUCAUUGACACUUUCUUUGCGACUACUUCAAUGCGUUACGGCCAUAGCGAAGUUAGUGAUUCUUAUAAUAUCUAUAAUGAGAAAGGACUUGGGAUUACUACUUUACAAUUAAAUUCUCUUAUACAACCUCAUUUACUUGAAUUAUAUGGUGUUCCAGCUUUUGUAUUAUCGAUGGCUCUUCAAAUGCAAGAAGAAGUUGAUAUAUUUGUUAGCGAUCAGAUGCGAUAUUAUAUGUAUAAAACAGAAAUAAUGGACAUAUCAAGUCUUGAUUGUGUGAGAAACCGUGAUCAUGGGAUAGCAAAAUAUAAUGAUGCAAGACAAUAUUUUAAUUUGCCUCGAGCUCAAAAUUGGUCUGACAUAUCAUCAAAUCCUGUUGUACAACAACGUCUAAAAACUGUUUAUGGUACAGUUGAUCAAGUUGAAGCGUUUUCAGGAGGGCUUGCCGAAGAUCAUGUUGCUGGUUCAAAUCUAGGUCCUUUAUUUUAUAAUAGUUAUCUUAAUCAGUGGGCCAACAUUCGUGAUUCAGACAGAUUUUGGUCUCCAGCUGCUGGGUUUACUAGUGAUGAAAUAAAUACAAUCCACAAUACGACUUUGGCAAUGGUUAUUGCUAGAAACAUUCCAAAUACUGCCUCAAUUCCUACAAAUUUAUGGGUUGUUCAACCGGUUGUCGCUCCCAAUGUUUCCAGCUCGAGUAGUUCGAGUUUAUAUUCUCCAUAUAAUAUCCUAAAAUUCUCAAACACGUAUCAAGUCCAAUGGAGGAUAGAUGGUACAGAUCUUUAUUUAUUGAUGACCAUGCAGAGUACAAAUGCUUGGUUUGGCAUUGGAUUUAAUCCGUCGGAUGGUGGCAUGGUGGGUGCCGAUAUGACGAUUGUAACUGUCAAUAGCUCAUCGAUAGAGGUUGGCCUUUAUAUGCCAACCGCUUAUCAGAAACCUGACCGUGAUUUAACUAGCACUUUUCUUACUGUCUUAAGCAAAAAUACAACCAAUGGAUACACACAAGUGGAAGUAAAACGCCCCUUAAACGCUCCUAACCGACGACCAAUUACUAAUGCUAUGAUAACAACAAUUUAUGCCUUCAAUCCAUCAGUCAGUAUACUAACAUAUCAUGGAGGAAAUCGUGGAACUAUGGGAGUUAAUUUCUUUUCAGCAGCUACUGCUGCUACUACCACUGAGCAAUCCAGAAAAAUGCAAUUAACUCAUGGAAUUGGAAUGUUUUUAAUGUGGUGUGUCUUAUUUCCAGCAUCAAUCUGGAUAGUUAGGUAUAUGAGACAUAAGGAUUCAUAUAUGUUUCAGCAUCGUAACCUUCAAAUUAUUGGUGCAAUCUGUGUUGGAAUCUUUGGUGCUGUUGCGAUGUCUUCGGUUACAGUACAAUUUAGAGUCCCACAUGGAAUUCUUGGUACCACAAUUUAUACUGGUUUAAUCGUUCAAGUUGCGUUGGGAUUGUUGGCAAUAUUCGGUUUAGCUCACGUUGAAUCUGCUUGUAAGAAAUAA